UCAGAUAUAUUCAUGGCCCCAAGUAAGGUCUUAAGAUGGUUUGGCAAGUCCAAGAAUGAAGAAAUUAGUUUCGAAUACCAAAAAUCAAUGUCACGUAAACCCUAUAAAGUUAGUUGGGUGAAACCGCAUGAAACCAGCGAACGUGAAAUUAGAUAUAAUAGUUUUGGCCGAGGUUCGAUAAAUUACCGUGCGGAAUUUGACCUCGCAGAAUGGAAAAAACACAUUUCUCCCCCUCCAGUUAAACAAUCGCAAAUUGAUAAACCUCUUCGAAAUAGCGCCGCAGACCCAAGGAGGUUUGGAAUAGUAGAGCCUUUACUUAACGAAAAAUUGAACAAAAAAAAUUUGCGCCGUUUCAACAAAAUGGAGAAUGGAAUGUUUCAAUCGGAUAGAGAAUUUGAUGAUGAUGAUGAUACCUUUUAUGAUGAUUUAAGUUCAGACGAAUUAAAGUCACCUGCGGAGGAAAAAAAGCGACGAACCAAGUGCUCAACUUGCAAAGGUCCAAUAGUAGAAUUCGGCUAUUUCACGCAAUGGUGUACCCCAUGUCAAUCCAAAAUCUUUGAGGAAAAUUUUGGAACUUGGACGAGCGGAAAUGACAAUAUUGAUUCGUUAAUAUUGGAGAGCCAACUGGCUUCAAUGAGUAGAUUCAAUUAUUUAGAGUGGAUACCAUACGAUAGAUUUAGUGAUCUAACAUAUAUUGGGUCGGGUGGGUUUGGAAGGGUAUAUCAUGCUUUAUGGUUAGAUGGACCAUGUGAAAAGUGGGAUCAGAAAAAAUCGCAAUAUGUGAGGUGUGGACAGUGGAAGGUAGCGUUGAAGAGAUUUAAUAACUCCAAAAAUGUGGAUUAUGAAUUUUUUGAUGAGUUAAGCAAAUUACUUCGCACCGAUAACAAUAGCGGAGUAUUCAUCACUCGGUGCCAUGGUAUUACCCAGCACCCAAAGACUAAAGACUACAUGCUGGUGACCCAACAUGCUAAGCAUGGAAAUAUUCGGAGAUAUUACCAACAGAACUCUGAAAUAUUGACCUGGGAAAAACGAUUGGACAUAUUAUACGGAAUAGCAACCGGACUCAUGAGAUUACACAAGAAUAAUUUAAUGCAUAAGAACUUACACAGUGGUAAUGUAUUGAUGCAUUUCUCAAAGAUAUUGUUGGGAGAUUUCGGGAUUGAGUAUCAAGUAGAGAAUGUUAACUCAAAGAUACUAGAUGAUAAAGAUGAAUUGUACAUGACAUUGGGAGAAUGGUUAUCGAAAGUGAUGUUUGUGCCAGGAAGUUACAUAUCGAGACAGUUCAAGGAGGCAGAUGAGAUGAAAAUAAGGAAGCUUGAGCGAAGGAAAACUACUUCUCAAAAGAAAUAUGUAAAUGAGAGUACGCAUCCAAAUGCAGUAUACACGAGUAGUUUUAUCAACUUUAAGAGACUACAUUUGCCGAACAUAAUAUUCACACGGACUGGUGAAAAGAGCGAACACUUUGAGGUGAAGAGAUAUAUGGCUGAAGAGUGUAUCAAAGGUGAAAUCAAGGUGGAGAUGAUUAAGAUGGAGAGCACUGAUGUGGCGGCCGAGGUUUACGAAAUUUUGAAUUACUUAUGA
Acaulospora morrowiae is the source of this 1581-nucleotide messenger RNA. NCBI's taxonomy places the organism in Eukaryota, Fungi, Glomeromycota, Glomeromycetes, Diversisporales, Acaulosporaceae. The record is from the annotation of a GenBank genome assembly.